AUGUCAACUGAAGUACCUGCUGGUUUCAAUAAGUAUCCUGCAACACAGCUAUGUUUUGUAGCUACUAUAGUUGUCCCUUUACUUGCAAAUGCAUUAUCUUAUAAAUACCUUUUCAUGGUAAGGAAUGAUCCUUUUAUAAUAGAAUAUAAUCAAUACUGGAGGUUUGUCACAUUCCAAUUUGGUGCAUUGAACGAGUCAGAUGUGGUAUUGUUAGCAUUAAUAUGGUAUAAUUUUAGACAAAUUGAAAGGUUAAUGGGUUCUUAUAAAUAUUUAAGCGUGAUUUCACUAUGUUGGAUGUAUACGACUCUGAUAUUAAGUGGUUCUGCUGUUAUUCUGAAUGUUGUGUUUCCAUGGAGUGUAUGGCAGAACUUUCCUUCCGGUUCGUUGCCUCUAGUGCUAACUUUGUUUCAUUUUUACAAGCAAUACACUCCACAAAUUUAUGAAUUUGAAUUCGUAUUCCCAUUACCUUGGCAACUACAACCUCCAACUGAUUCAGAUAUAACAGGCUCGCAGUAUCAGAGCCUGUCUGGCAAGAAGACUUUCAAAUGGAAACUCACAGACCAAUUUUACAUCGAGUUUCUAAUAGUGCUUCUGGUGUUGUCUCAAGGUUUUGCAGGAAUAGUUUGUGGGUUCAUAAGUUGGAUAAUUGGUGUAUUGUUAGAUGGAGGGUUGCUCCCUGGUAUGAAAGUAUGGAGAUUACCUUUGUUCCUGUUCUCAUCUGAUAAUAUCCAGACCCACAACGUCAAUGACAUAAGAAACCAGUUGCAAAAUAGUACAGAAGGGACGGCAGACGCUAACGAGAACUUAGACGACGUACCUCCAAGAUCACUUGGGAGACAAUUCAUAGAUACUUUCAGAGGGUAG
Molecule: messenger RNA, 864 nt
Organism: Tetrapisispora phaffii CBS 4417
Lineage: Eukaryota; Fungi; Ascomycota; Saccharomycetes; Saccharomycetales; Saccharomycetaceae
Gene: DSC2
Product: Dsc2p
Exons: 1
Coding region: 1-864 (287 amino acids)
Source: RefSeq, a predicted model, not a curated record